This is a messenger RNA of Dovyalis caffra, 213 nucleotides long. NCBI's taxonomy places the organism in Eukaryota, Viridiplantae, Streptophyta, Magnoliopsida, Malpighiales, Salicaceae. The record is from the annotation of a GenBank genome assembly.
AUGGCUAAGGAUGAGAGAGAUUGCUCCGGGCAUGUGCUACAUGAGUGCCUUCUUCUCUUCGAACGAAUCCUCUGUAGAGAAGCUCAGCACCGAAUCCCCGGCCUUCGCCUCGUCGGAGUAGGCGCCGUCGGAGUCAGGACCAUCGGGGAGGAAGCAGAAGCUUCAGUUGUUCACGAAUCCGUUUCAGGUUCUCGGGAAGAGGCGAAGGAAUAG